Messenger RNA from Juglans regia (Persian walnut), 2041 nucleotides. Its product is annotated as glutamyl-tRNA reductase 2, chloroplastic-like. The record is from RefSeq and is a predicted model, not a curated record. Gene Ontology annotation, molecular function: glutamyl-tRNA reductase (NADP+) activity; NADP binding. Gene Ontology annotation, biological process: tetrapyrrole biosynthetic process. NCBI's taxonomy places the organism in Eukaryota, Viridiplantae, Streptophyta, Magnoliopsida, Fagales, Juglandaceae. The transcript is spliced from 3 exons. Bases 63 to 1706 code for a protein of 547 amino acids.
AUAUAUGCAGCGUCUCUCAAAAUCACUGCAUUUCGGAGCUCUCUCACCCUUCGCAUCUUCCAAUGGCGGUCGCUCCUUUUGGCUUCGCGACCUCUCCUCUUCCAUCUCUGAAUGCAAACCGCAUCACGGCCUCGGCCACUGCCACGACAUUUUCUUCCACGUCUUCUUAUUCUCAUCAGGUUUCAAAAUUGUCCAAGACCUUUAAGAGCAGCAGUCCCUUGUUUUCCACGUGGAAACCAUGUCUGAACCCUAGGUGCCAGGUUUUGUUCCCGGAAGAGAGUAUCGAUUCGAGGGCGCUGAGUGCUUCACCUCUCGAGCUGCUCAAGUCGUCUCCUGCUAACAGAUAUACCAAGGAAAGAAGCAGCAUUGUUGUCAUAGGGCUUAAUGUUCACACUGCGCCAGUGGAGAUACGUGAAAAACUAGCCAUCCCAGAAGCACAGUGGCCUCAAGGCAUUAGCGAGCUCUGUGCUAUGAACCAUAUAGAAGAAGCUGCUGUUCUUAGUACUUGUAACCGAAUGGAAAUAUAUGUUGUGGCUCUGUCUCAGCAUCGUGGGGUUAAAGAAGUGACUGAAUGGAUGUCAAAGAUAAGUGGGAUUCCUGUUUCAGAGCUUUGUAAGCACCUAUUUGUGUUGUAUAACAAAGAUGCCACCCAGCAUCUGUUUGAAGUAGCCGCUGGGCUUGACUCUCUUGUUCUAGGGGAAGGUCAAAUCCUUGCUCAGGUAAAACAAGUUGUUAAAGUUGGACAAGGAGUUGCUGGCUUUGAUAGGAAGAUCAGUGGAAUGUUCAAGCAUGCAAUCACUGUUGGGAAGCGGGUUAGAAGUGAGACAAACAUUGCCUCAGGGUCUGUUUCUGUCAGUUCUGCUGCUGUGGAACUUGCCUUAAUGAAGCUUCCGGAUUCAUCUUAUGCUGCUGUUCGAGUGCUGGUGAUUGGAGCUGGGAAGAUGGGGAAACUCGUGAUCAGACACUUGGUUGCAAAAGGGUGCAGAAACAUGGUUGUUCUGAACAGAACUGAAGAAAGAGUUGCUGCCAUAAGGGAAGAGCUCAAGGAUGUUGAAAUAAUCUACAAACCCAUGACAGAAAUGUUAGCAUGUGCUGCUGAAGCUGAUGUGGUUUUUACCAGCACUGCAUCAGAAACCCCAUUAUUCUUGAAAGAGCAUGUAGAGAUGCUCCCCAAUGUGCGAUCAGAAGUUGGAAGGCGGCUUUUCAUUGAUAUCUCUGUUCCCAGGAAUGUGGAACCAUGUGUCUCAGAUCUUGACACUGCAGUCGUUUACAAUGUGGAUGACCUCAAUGAAGUUGUGGUAGCUAACAAGGAGGAUAGACUCCGAAAAGCCAUGGAGGCUCAGACAAUUAUACAGGAGGAAUCGAACAAAUUCGAUGCAUGGAAAGAUUCCCUUGAGACUGUUCCUACCAUCAAGAAGUUAAAAGGCUAUUUUGAAAGGAUCAGGGAUGCUGAGCUGAACAAGUGUUUAUCAAAGAUAGGUGAUGAUAUGUCUGACAAGAAGAAAGCAGCCAUUCACGACCUUAGUGUGUCUAUAGUAAAAAAGAUUCUUCAUGGUCCAAUGGAGAACCUGAGAUGUGACGAUGCCCAUAGUUUGAGUGAGAUUCUCGAGAACAUGCGGGCUCUUAAUAGAAUGUUUGAUCUCGAGACAGAUAAGUCUAUUUUAGAACAGAAGUUUGAAGCCAAGAUGGGACGGAAAAGUAAGUAAGUGUUUUGUAACAGUUUUCUCUUACUCCGAUCAAACCAUAUUCUAUAGGACUCAGGAGGGUACUUCCUCCACAUGUUGUUGCUGUACAUUCAGAUAGAAAUAGGCGGUCACUUAGGAGGCUUUUCUGGUUAUGGAUUCUGUACCUCACCUUUGGAAAUUUCGUCUGUGCUUGGUACUGAUAGAUACUCGGCGUACUAGGAAACAAAUGUGGAGAUAGAACUUGGUCGGGCUAUCAGAUAUUUGUCCUGAUAGCUGAUUACAAUGAAUUCUUUGUAAUUAAUUCACUGAUUAUUUCAAAUUUUGAAAUGCCAAUUUUUUUAUCUUUCUUUGUUAAA